AUGUCAUUUGGUCUAGUCGCCCAGACUAUAGUAUCCUCGUUCUGUAUUGUCGGGCCCGGGUCAUGCCUAAGACCCGCUAUUCCGGAGAUUACUCCCCCACCCCCGAGAGAAGAAAAGAAAAGGAAAGAAGAGAGAAAGGAAAACUGGAAUCUAGUAAAAAACAAACUGGGCGGAUGCCCGAGUAAUCUGGUCUUACCUGUCGCCAGAUUCAUGUGGGGAACACGUUCCCACUUCUCCUCUGCAAUCAUGCUGGGAGGAGCUGUGGAGCUCAGAGCCCUGUCUCUCGCACGCCCUCCCUUAUCUUAA
This is a messenger RNA of Pelobates cultripes (western spadefoot toad), 306 nucleotides long. The record is from the annotation of a GenBank genome assembly. Lineage: Eukaryota; Metazoa; Chordata; Amphibia; Anura; Pelobatidae.